Molecule: messenger RNA, 1050 nt
Organism: Miscanthus lutarioriparius
Lineage: Eukaryota; Viridiplantae; Streptophyta; Magnoliopsida; Poales; Poaceae
Source: the annotation of a GenBank genome assembly
AUGGCGGCGAAGUCUGGAUACACACGCCCGCUCCCUCUCGCCGGGGACACCGCUCCUCCGCCUCCCAGCGCCGUCCUCUAUGUGGCCAACUGCGGGCCCGCGGUGGGAGUAACCGACGCCGACGUCCGCUCGGUGUUCGGCGCCUUCGGGGAGGUCGCAGGGGUCCAGGCCGCCGACGACAGCGGCGCCCGAAUCAUCGUCCGGUUCCACGAGCCCGCCGCCGCGGAGGCCGCCAUGGCCGCGCUCCACGGGCGCCCCUGCGACCUCCUUGCGGGUCGCGUGCUGCACAUUCGGUAUUCGGUGCCCGUGAAGCCAAAGGCUCGCCCUGGGGGCUCUGUACCGGUGGCUCUCGUGGCAUCGGAGCUCGGAAUCCCCGGGAUUUACAUGGUUCAGGAGUUCUUGACUGCCGCUGAGGAACAGGAGUUGCUUUCAGCUGUGGAUAGCAAGACGUGGAAAAGACUGGCGAAGAGACGAGUUCAGCAUUAUGGUUAUGAGUUUCUGUACGAAACAAGGAAUGUUGAUUCAAAGCAGUUCUUGGGUGAAUUGCCUACGUUUGUUUCAACCGUCCUUGAGAAGAUUGCUUCUUUUCCCGGUGUGAAGGACUGUACCACCAGAUUAGUUGAUCAAUUGACAGUAAAUGAAUAUCCUUGUGGUGUAGGUUUGUCUCCACAUAUAGACACACACUCAGCAUUUGAGGAAAUGAUUUUUAGCCUUUCUUUGGCUGGACCUUGCAUCAUGGAGUUCAGGAAAUAUACUAGAGGCAGUUGGCGUGCUCCAAGUGUGGUCAAUGGAGUUGAUGAAGAUAGCAGUCAAGAGCCAGAAUGCAUAAGGAAGGCCAUUUUCCUACCUCCUCGGUCAAUGUUAUUGAUGUCAGGAGAAGGUCGUUAUGCCUGGCAUCACUAUAUACCACAUCAUAAAAUCGAUGCCGUGGGUGGUCAAGUCAUCAAAAGGAAUUCAAGGCGGGUUUCUUUCACUUUCCGAAAGGUGAGGAUGGGUCCUUGUGACUGCGAAUACAAGCAAUUUUGUGAUUCUCAUAGCAAGAGAUGUUAA